AAUACAUUGGAAGAAUGCCAUUUGUGUCAAUGCCAAAACGGAGUGCAUUUGUGAAAGAACAUGAUUAGUAGUACCGUGUCGAGCGACCUUUCCUUAAAUAUAAUUACAGCAAAGGAAAGUUUGGAGGUAUUCCCAUCAGUCCCGUGUACUUCUCUCAUACAAACUCCUUAUACUAAAAUCGCAGAUUGGAGAAAAACAGAAAAUUCCCAUGAUUUGACAAUAUGUUGUAAGUCAGUUCAUCAGAAUGGCGGAUCUUGCUCACAGAGGACUAGGAAAAAGAUAACUGGAAAUAUUCGAAUGCUUGGAGAUUUGCCAGAAUCACUUUUGGAUAAACCAGUGGAUAAUUUUCAAGGUUUACUUCCUAAUACAAGCCUAUAUCUACCUGAUGUUCAUUUAAAGAGAGAAACAAAACAGAAACAGCAAAAGCUCAAAGAAAUUAGUGACAAGCUUAGUUUCUCUCGUGAUGUGAUGAAAUGUCAUGGUUCUUAUGUGAUGAAUUAUGAUGAUAAAGAACUGUUUAAGCUUGUAUACAGGGAAGCCAAACAUGGAAGACUCUUCUCAACAACAAGAACCACUCGCAAACAAGACAACCCUAUUGGAUUCCCACAUAGGCAUGAAAUAUGUCACUUUCGUAGACAAUCUGCAAAGAGCCCUGAACACAAACCAAACUCUUUCAGUGCCAUUGACAACAAAAUAAAACAAGAAUUAGAAGAUGUCAUACUCUCAUCGACAAAAACCCGCAGGCUAAGCAAAUUUUAUUCACAUGCAUUGCAGCAUACUGUAAAGUCUUUGCCAUCCAAUGACUGGGAUGAAUAUGUUUUAGCUUUGCUCAGCAGAUCAACAGCGACACUAUUGAUAGAAGAGUUGCCAAGUGGACAAACACAAAAUCGUUUGACGAACUUCCUAGGAAAUUACUAUUCAACAAAAAAGUGUGAGAACGACAAACAUUUAUUGCAUGCGACGACGCCUGAAGUUGAUGGAGGAGAGAAACACGACGAUUGUAAAUUGGGCAAUGAAAUUGAUAAAGCAUUAAUGGAAAUGACCGCUGAACCUCAUUGCUCUACAUCCAUCAGUGUGCCAACUGUCGUUGACGAUAAGAAAGUUUCAAAGAACAAUCUCUUGCAACAGGGAUUGAUGACAUUCAAUCGUUACGGACGCAAACAACAUGGGGGGAGUCUUCUUCACGAUGCAAACUCAUUUUUACGUUUCGAGAAGAAGCUUCAGGCGAAUUUUCCCGAAAAUCCUAAAAAAUGGUCCUUAGGAAGUCAUGCACGAAACGAUUUCAAGUUUUCAGCGAAACGAAAAGUCGUUAAGGGGUUACGACGCUGGAAUGAAUUGCCCUCGCUGCUUCAAGACGAUUCCUACACUCCAUCGUUUCAAACAUUUGAAAAACCUUCUGAGACAAAGCGUGAAGUUGAUCUUACAUCCGCUCACAAAAUAAGACAGAACAACAGCAUACUUCGCAUAAGUGAAGAGUGGCAAAAUAAGUGGCUUUUGGAAAAACGUUGGCAGUCUGCUAGUACCGAACAGCUCAUCCGAGGAAUGAAUGAUAUAAACGACCACGUUAGGCUGACCGCCGUUGCUUCGUGCAGUAGAGCUGUAGCACGGAAACAAAGGAAGAAAAACGAUCGAAGUUUUGUUGUGGAUCUAACGCAAGAUAACAACAACUGCGAUAAAGAGAACGUUACUAAAGAACUAGAACCUGAACUUCUUGAAUGCAUUUCAAAACUUCUUGAUGACAAGUGUAAACAAGUUCAGAUCACCGCUGCUAUUAUAUUAUGUUCAUACAAAUCUUCCGAACCAAAGGUCAUGGAAAUAUUGAAAGACAGCGUUCAAAACGGAAGUGAUGUUGAACGAUGGUUGGCUUCGCAAUGUUUGGCGCUAUCUGGAUGUUGUGCAGAUUACAUUAUAACGGAAUUACUUUCACAAACGUCCGGUACAGAUCUCGUAAGACAGGAGCAAGCCACGGUGUUGCUAUUAAAAUUAAGUCAUCAAACGUCAUUAGUUCAUGCUGUCGUAGCAGAACUGUUGAACAGUAACAGCUGUCAUGAUCGACUUGUCGCCUGUCGACUCUUGCCUCGUUUGAAAGGAUCUUUAAAUAAGGAUAUAGCUCAAAAACUCUCUUAUAUGAUGUGGAAUGAUUGGGAGAAUAGUGUAAAAACGGCGGCCGCGCAGGCCCUGGGACGAACAGGGAAUGGAAAGCUUGUUCAUGAUGCAUUAUUGGAACGACUGUCAGAUCACAAUGAAAGAACACAAACAGAUGCUCUUAGUAAGUUGGCGAACCUCGGUGUCAUGACUCCACAUUUACUUCCUGCGUUUUUGGCCUGUUUCAAAAGUGAAUUUGUUUCUGUUAGACUGCAAGCAGCCAAGGCUUCAGGUGAAAUAAACACUUCAGAUGAGCGAGUUCUAUCGGCUUUAUUGACCUUAGCAAAUGAAGAUUAUUCUUGGAAGGUUAUGGCUCACUCCGUCAAUGCUAUCGGUACGAUUGGCGUUGUCAAUGAAGACGUCAUAGAAAUGUUGAAUUGGAACAUGCGCUACAACAAAACCGCCGCUGUACGUGCUGAGGCGUGUAACGCAGUUGCAAGACUCGGUAUUAAAGAUGCCCGCACGUUGAGUGCUCUUCAGGAUCGAUUGAUCGUUGAAACAAACGAAACCGUGAUACGUGAGGCAGAGCGAGCCUUGAGGUGUUUGCAGAUUGCGUUCACCGGUGACUUAGAAAUGAUAAGCGCUAUCCGUGCUGAAGUGAAAAGACUUUGUGAGAAAGAAAACGUACUAAAGUCAAUAAUACAACUUGAAAAACACGAAGAUCACGAAAGAGAUUUCAAGCGCUUGAUUUCUAUCGACUCCAGCGUGCAAGAGAACCGCAAAAGUGAGUCAAAGACGAAAGGAUCUGCUAUAGCGAAUGUUGGCUGGAACCCAAUCCUUGCUGGCUUUCGUGCUCGUUCAGUUUUUUCCGAGCCAAGUGUGACCAAGACUGUGAAAAUGGAACGAUCACGUCUUCCAAUAGACUUGAACAGUGCCACAUCCGAAGGUAGUCAGAGGACUAAGUCCGAUCUUGAGACGGAAUAUUCCGAUUCUAUCCGAUCAAAAUCAAGGUCAACUCCGAACGACGAAAACAUUUACAACGAGAAAGUUGCAUCCCAUUUCAGAAACAGUCCUAAAUCAACAAGUAUUUAAUUCAGUAUUGAUCGAACUACAGUAACGUUGAAGAUGAGUUUUCACUUUUGAUGUGCAGUUUUAUGAUUAAAGCAAAGUUAUGUUUUCAGGAUA
This is a messenger RNA of Xenia sp. Carnegie-2017, 3270 nucleotides long. RefSeq lists its product as uncharacterized. Bases 61 to 3177 code for a protein of 1038 amino acids. The transcript is spliced from 13 exons. NCBI's taxonomy places the organism in Eukaryota, Metazoa, Cnidaria, Anthozoa, Malacalcyonacea, Xeniidae. Gene Ontology annotation, molecular function: deoxyhypusine monooxygenase activity. The record is from RefSeq and is a predicted model, not a curated record. Gene Ontology annotation, biological process: peptidyl-hypusine biosynthetic process.